This is a messenger RNA of Doryrhamphus excisus (bluestripe pipefish), 8074 nucleotides long. The record is from RefSeq and is a predicted model, not a curated record. Lineage: Eukaryota; Metazoa; Chordata; Actinopteri; Syngnathiformes; Syngnathidae.
UGGAGAGCCUGCACUUCCUGCAGGAAGUUGUUCAUGUUGCAUCUUUUCAGCAGCUUGACCGCCACGUGAUCCGAUGUGUUCAGGUUGAGGCACUUGGCCACGAUUCCGAAGCGUCCCUCUCCGACAAUGCUCAAAGGCUGGUAGCUGGAGUUCUUGCUGGAGAAGACCUCGUGGCAAACAGGAUGCGGGCAGUCGCACUCCAGAGGUAGCGCUGACAUGUUGGCGUCCGUAAACUCAACGAUGAUGACGACGCCGACCGCGGCCAGCAAGAGCGCGGCGCGCGCAACCCCUUUGUCUACGAUGCGCAACAUCUUUCAUCUGCGACAACGGCGGCCGUUGGCUUUGAGGACUCAAGCCGUGAUGUCACAGAUGGUGCGUGUGGCGUGAUGACAUCAUCGCUAGGGGUGGCUCAGUGCUGCUACGUGGCUUAUGUGUACUAAUACUACUACUACUACUACUACUACUACUACCACCGCUUAGGUGUCGGAGGAUUCAGUCCAGGUAGAGGAAGGCAAAACAUAAAACUACCUAGCUUUUGUUGACGCUAACAGUUGAAGUACUUUUGGGUAAUUCCACCAUAAAUAAAUAUAUAGUAUAUAUACGUACCACAUACAUGGCAUUGUCCAGUAUGAGCUAAUUAUCACUGGUGACAGUGGACGUUAUCGUGUACCGAUGUCUGUAACACGCUACUUCACUACUACGGCACAGGAAGCUAAACAGCUAGUCAACAAGCGCCGCCGGUGCUCACUCAGGAAAACACUGCACCCUGACGCUUUGGAAGUCCGGAGCUCAGCCCUCGGCCUGAAAGGAAAAGUGCACUUUGGGGAAUUCUGCCCAUCACGUUGCAACCUCACGUGUUUCCAGUUGAGGGAUGACAGUGAUGUCAUCGUUUAGAAGAAGAAAAACCGUGCAGGGAUUGGGAAGAAAAUGCGCUCCCAGCUGUUGUGGUCCUCCUUUAGAAGGCGGCUUAGGAAAGCAAACAGCCUCCAUUGCAGCUCCGAGCCGACACAGAGCGCUCGGACUUCUGAACUAAUCGCCGCGUUUUAAAAAGUCAUUCUCACUGUCUGCUGGGCAUUCCGACCCUAAGUCGUUGGAGUCGUUAGAGCGGACCACUCAAUGAGACCUUUGGCGGACCUCCGUCAUUGUUGGUUAAGCACUGUUCACUGACCUUCUCAUCCAGAGCAGACGACAUGGUCCAUCUCACGGCUGUGCGGAGAAAACCCCAUGGUGGUCCUGAAAGUGGAGAUCCAUCAAACAGAGUGCAGCUGGUUCCAGCACAACCAUCACAUCAUCAAACAUCUCUGACAUGCUCCUCAUCAUGGAACACGACUAUGACGAUAAUAAUAAUAGCGUUUGGAAGUAAACGUGCAGACGGGAUCUUCUGCGCGGUGGAGUAGCGUAGGAACAGGAGGACACGACGGCAUGUUCAGACAGUUGUCUUUGGGAGGAUUAAAGCAAUCACCAGCAUGCGUGAUGAGGAAUAACUGCUAUGAAUGCGCCGGGCCUCAGUCUGGCCCCCGACACACCCAAACACCCUAAUCCCCUGUGAUCCCACUAAAUGAGGCCGGUCUUGUUGGGGCCCCCAAAGCCUGUAAGCUGGUCAUUGGUUUUUAAUGCCGGGUCCAAAGGGUUAACGUGUGUAGAAGGGCCCCAAGAUGGCUAAACAUAGAAGAACACAUAGUCGGGCCCCAAAUAGAGCAGAUGCAACGUGAAGGAGGUAUAAAAGCUGCUGGGGUCUGGUGGGGGGGCCACGUUGGGGUCUCACGACUACCCUCAGCUUCUCACCGCCGACUUUCCUUCCGUCAAACCUCCGCACGUCUCCUGAAGAGCAGCGGCGCUCAGGUGAGUGUGACACCACUCAGCCCGGCCAUCACGCUGAGGGACACCCAGGAGACCACAGAACAUGAGUGACGCCGACAUGGAAGUGUUCGGGGCGGCCGCCGCCUACCUGCGCAAAACAGAACGCGAACGAAUCGCCGCCCAGAAUGUGCCCUUUGAUGCCAAAGUGGCCGUCUUUGUGCCCGACCCCAAGCACGAGUACGUCAAGGGCAAGAUCAAGAGCCAAGAUGGAAGCAUGGUCACCGUGGAGAAGGACGGCGGCAAGGUGGUCACGCUGCACCAGGAUGACCUUCGCCCCAUGAACCCACCAAAGUUUGACAAGAUAGAAGACAUGGCUCUGCUGACGCACCUCCAUGAACCCGCCGUGCUCUUCAACCUGAAGGAACGCUACGCCUCCUGGAUGAUCUACACGUACUCGGGUCUCUUCUGCGUGACGGUCAAUCCUUACAAGUGGCUUCCUGUCUACAACCCGGAGGUGGUGGCCGCCUACCGUGGCAGGAAGCGCCAGGAGGCCCCCCCGCACAUCUUCUCCAUCUCUGACAACGCUUACCAGUACAUGCUCACAGAUCGAGAGAAUCAAUCUAUCCUGAUCACUGGAGAAUCCGGCGCGGGCAAGACAGUCAACACCAAGCGAGUGAUCCAGUACUUUGCAACAAUUGCAUCGGUCGGAGACUCCAGGAAGAAGGAGCAGCUUCCUGGCAACGUGCAGGGAACACUGGAGGAUCAAAUCAUCCAGGCCAACCCUCUGCUGGAAGCUUUUGGGAAUGCCAAGACCGUGAGGAAUGACAACUCUUCUCGAUUCGGGAAAUUCAUUCGCAUCCACUUUGGAACGAAGGGCAAGUUGGCAUCGGCCGAUAUGGAAACCUACCUGCUGGAAAAAUCCAGGGUGACCUUCCAGCUGCCAGCUGAGAGGAGCUACCACAUCUUCUACCAGAUCCUGUCAAACAAGAAGCCGGAUCUCAAGGAGAUGCUGCUGAUCACCUCCGACCCCUACGACUAUCCCUUCAUCAGCCAGGGCCAGAUCACCGUGCUGGGCAUCGACGACUCGGAGGAGAUGAUGGCCACCGAUAGCGCCAUCGGCAUCCUGGGCUUCAACCUGGAGGAGAAACUGGGCAUCUACAAGCUGACUGGAGCUGUGAUGCACAACGGGAACAUGAAGUUCAAGCAGAAGCAGCGUGAGGAACAAGCAGAACCUGACGGCACCGAGGUGGCCGACAAAGUGGCCUACCUGAUGGGGCUGAACUCCGCCGACCUGCUGAAAGCGCUGUGUCACCCUCGGGUGAAAGUCGGGAAUGAGUACGUGACCAAAGGCCAGACGCCCCAGCAGGUGAACAACGCUACGGGCGCCCUGUCCAAGGCCGUGUAUGAGAAGCUGUUCCUGUGGAUGGUCACCAGGACCAACCAGCAGCUGGACACCAAACUCCCGAGGCAGCAUUUCAUAGGUGUCCUGGAUAUUGCCGGGUUUGAGAUGUUUGAGAUGAACAGUCUGGAGCAGCUGUGCAUCAACUUCACCAACGAGAAGCUGCAGCAGUUCUUCAACCACCACAUGUUUGUGCUGGAGCAAGAAGAGUACAAGAAGGAAGGGAUGGACUGGGAGUUCAUCGACUUCGGCAUGGACCUGGCAGCCUGCAUCCAGCUGAUUGAGAAGCCGCUGGGUGUCUUCUCCAUCCUGGAAGAGGAGUGUAUGUUUCCAAAGGCGACGGACGUGUCCUUCAAGAACAAACUCUACGACCAGCAUCUGAGCAAGAACAGCAUCUUCCAGAAGCCCAAACCUUCCAAAGGAAAGACGGAGGCUCACUUCUCCUUGGUCCACUACGCCGGCACGGUGGACUACAACAUCAGCGGCUGGCUGGAGAAGAACAAGGACCCUCUGAACGACAACGUGGUGCAGCUGUACCAGAAGGCAUCCCUCAGGUUGCUCUCCCAGCUCUUUGCAACGUACGCCUCGGCUGAAGGAGAUGGAGUCAAGAGAAGCUACAAGAGAAAGGCUUCAUCCUUCCAGACGGUCUCCGCACUUUUUAGGGAGAACCUCAACAAGCUGAUGGCCAACCUCAGGUCCACGCACCCUCACUUUGUCAGGUGCAUCAUCCCCAAUGAGACCAAGACUCCAGGGUCGAUGGACCACCGUCUGGUUCUGCAUCAACUGCGCUGCAACGGUGUCCUAGAAGGUAUCAGGAUCUGCAGGAAGGGAUUCCCCAGCAGGAUCCUCUACGGAGACUUUAGGCAGAGGUACAGGAUCCUGAACGCCAGCGCCAUCCCAGAGGGACAGUUCAUGGACAGCAAGAAAGCGUCAGAGAAACUGCUGUCCUCCAUGGACGUGGACCACGCCCAGUACAGACUUGGCCACACCAAGGUCUUCUUCAAGGCUGGCCUUCUGGGUCUUCUGGAGGAGAUGCGAGACCAGCGUUUGGCGGUGCUGAUGACUCGGAUCCAGGCUGUCGCCAGAGGUUACGUCAUCAGGCUGAAGCUGAAGGAGAUGACAAAGAAAAGAGAUUCCAUUUUCAUCCUCCAGUCCAACAUCCGCUCCUUCAUGAGCGUGAAGAACUGGCCUUGGAUGAGGCUCUUCUUCAAGAUCAAGCCCCUGCUGCGCUGUGCGGAGGCGGAGAAAGAGAUGCAGACCAUGAAAGAGGAGGUCUCGGGCCUAAAGGAGGAGCUGGGGAGGUCGGAGGCGCGCAGGAAGGAGCUGGAGGAGAAAACAGUGGUGCUCAUCCAGGAGAAGAACGAUCUUCACCUUCAAAUUCAAGCAGAGCGAGAGAACCUGUGCGAUGCCGAGGAAAGGUGUGAAGGUCUGAUAAAGAGCAAGAUCGACCUGGAGGCCAAAAUCAAAGAAGCGUCUGAGAGGAUGGAAGAGGAAGAGGAGAUCAACGCUGACCUCGCCUCGAAGAAGCGGAAGCUGGAGGAUGAAUGUUCGGAGCUCAAACACGACAUUGAAGAUCUGGAGCUGAUGGUGGGCAAAGUGGAGAAGGAGAAACAUGCCAGUGAAACCAAGGUCAAGAACCUGGUAGAGGAGGUUACCACUCUGGAGGAGAACCUGAUGAAAUUCUCCAAGGAGAACAAAUCAUUGCAGGAGGUCCACCAGCAGAUGCGUGAUGACCUGCAGGCUGAGGAGGACAAAGUAAAGGCUCUGAUGAAGAGCGAGACGAAGCUGGAGCAGCAGGUUGAUGAUCUGGAGGGCUCACUGCAGCAGGAGAAGCAGCUGCGAGCUGAGAUGGAAAGAUCUAGGAGAAAGCUGGAGGGAGACAUGAAGCUGUCUCAGGAGACCAUCGUGGACUUGGAGAAUGAGAGGCAGCAGAUGGAGGCCAAACUUGUCAAAAAAGAACUAGAGUCCAUCAACCUUCAGUCCAAAAUGGAGGAUGAGCAAGUCCUCACCGCUCAGCUCCAAAAACAAUCCAAAGAACUUCAGGCUCGUAUCGAGGAACUGGAAGAGCAAGUGGAAGCAGAGCGCUCCACCAGAGCCAAAGUGGAGAAGCAGAGGUCCCAGCUCUGGAGGGACCUGGAGGAACUCGGCGAGAGGCUGGAGGAGGCCGGAGGAGCCACCGCCGCUCAGGUAGAAAUGAACAAGAAGCGUGAGGCUGAGUUUCAGAAGCUGCGUCGCGACCUGGAGGAGACCACCCUCCAACAUGAAUCCAUCACCGCGGCGCUGCGUAAGAAACAGGCCGACAGCGUUGGAGAACUCGGCGACCAGAUGGACCAUCUGCAACGAGUCAAGCAGAAAGUUGAAAAAGAGAAACUGGAGCUGAAGAUGGCGUUGGAGGACAUGGCGAGCCACGUGGAGAACGUUGUGAAGAGCAAGUCCCACCUGGAGAAGACCUGCCGGAACCUGGAAGAUCAGGCAAGCGAGUACAAGACCAAAGCCGAGGAAGCCCAGCAAGCGCUGAAGGACCUCACCUCAGUCAACACGCGGCUGCAGAUGGAGAACGGUGAACUUUCCCGUGUGCUGCAAGAGAAGGAAGGAGCUCUCAGCCAGAUGAGCAGGACCAGGUCCGCCAGCAGUCAACAGAUUGAAGAACUGAAGAGACGUCUGGAUGGAGAAGCUAAGGCAAGAAGUACCCUGGUCCACAGCCUGCAGUCUUCCCGUCAUGACUGCCAGCUGCUGAGGGAGCAGUACGAGGAGGAGCAGGAGGCCAAGGCCGAGCUCCAGCGCUGCCUCUCCAAGGCCAACAGCGAGGUGGUCCAGUGGAGAACCAAAUACGAGACGGACGCCAUCCAGCGCACAGAGGAACUUGAGGAGGCAAAGAGGAGGCUGGCCCAGCGGCUGCAGGAGUCUGAGGAGUUGACAGAAGCAGCAAAUGUCAAAAGUGCAUCACUUGACAAGAGCAAGCAAAAGUUGCAGGCUGAGGUGGAGGACCUCACGGUGGAGCUCCAAAGGUCAAAUGCGGCCAGUGCCACCUUGGACAAGAAACAGAGAAACCUCGACCAGGUCCUGUCUGAAUGGAAGCAGAAAUACGAGGAGAGCCAGGCGGACGUGGAAAGGUCUCAGAGGGAGUCCAGAGCUCUGAGCACCGAACUCUUCCAACUGAAGAGUUCCUACGAGGAGGCUUUGGAUCUCCUGGAGAGCAUGAAGAGAGAAAAUAAAAAGCUUCAGCAGGAGAUGUUGGACAUCAGCGAGAACAUUGGGCAGUCGGCUAAAAUGAUCCACCAGCUGGACAAAGUGGCGAAGCAAGCGGAGCAGGAGAAGGAAGACACUCGGGCGGCUCUUGAGGAGGUUGAGUCUUCUCUAGAACAUGAGGAGGCCAAAAUCCUGCUCCUCCAACUGGAGCUGAACCAGACCAAGUCCGAAGCGGACAGAAAGGUGGCUGAGAAAGAAGAAGAGAUUGAGCAGCUGAAGAGGAACCACCAGAGAACCGUGGACGCUCUGCAGAGCACGCUGGAGGCUGAGACACGCAGUCGGAACGAUGCGGUUCGGGUGAAGAAGAAGAUGGAGGGGGAGAUGAACCAGAUGGAGAUCCAGCUCAGCCAUGCCAACCACCAGGCAUCUGACGCCACAAAGCAGCUGAGGAACCUGCAAACCCAGUUGAAGGACUCUCAGGUCCGCCUGGACGAGGAGCUCCACAAUCAGGAAGACUCAAAAGAGCAGCUGGCCAUCGCCGAGCGACGCCACAGUCUGAUGAUGGUGGAGAUGGAGGAGGUGAAGACGGCCCUGGAGCAGUCGGAGCGUAGCCGCAAGCUGGCCGAGCAGGAAGUGAUGGAAGUUAGCGAGAGGACUCAGCUUCUGCAGUCUCAGAACACUGGACUACUGAACGCUAAAAAAAAGACGGAGAAGGAGUUGGCUCGGCUGCAGUCUGAGAUGGAGGACAUGGUCCAGGAGGCCAGGAGCGCUGAGGAGAAGGCCACCAAAGCCAUCACAGAUGCCGCCAUGAUGGCCGAGGAGCUGAAGAAGGAGCAAGACACGAGCGCUCACUUGGAGAGGAUGAAGAAGAACCUGGAGGCCACGGUAAAGGACUUCCAACUGCGUCUGGAUGAGGCGGAGCAGCUAGCUCUGAGAGGAGGAAAGAAGGAGCUCCAGAAGCUGGAGGCCCGGGUUCAGGAGUUGGAAAAUGAAUUGGAAGCGGAGCAGAAACGUGGCAGUGAAGCCAUGAGAGGAGUACGCAGAUAUGAGAGGAAGAUUAAAGAGUUGGCUUCUCAGGGCGAGGAAGAAAAGAAGAGCAUGGUGAGGCUUCAGGAUUUGGUCAGCAAGCUGCAGCUGAAAGUGAAAGCGUACAAGCGGCAGUGUGACCAGGCGGAGGAACAAAGCAACGUUCACGUAGCAAGGUUCCGCAAGCUGCAGCACCAACUGGAGGCGGCUGAAGAGCGAGCGGACGUCGCCGAGUCUCAGUUGAACAAACUACGAGUCAGGAGUCGGGACUUUGUUGGCAAAACGCAGUAGAAAUGUUCCGCUCAAGUAAACGCUAUUGUGGUAAUACUGCAUGUGAUACAUCCACAAGUAUCACAAUAUUAUUCCGUGUGUAGUUGGCAGUGAGGUACGACUGUACUGCAUCGUCCUGACGACUCUUGCUAAUCCAGUCAGACCUUUCCAGAUGAUUGCGCUCACCUCGGUUCUCGUGCGGUACGGUGCUGCGUGUAACGGUGUGUUGUGUUUGUGUUGGUACGAAUAAAAGAUGGAGACCAUCCUUAGUCAGCCAUCUUGGAUCACACCCAACCCAACCAAGUUAGUGUCAGCAAUAAUAAUAAUAAUCAGCAAUAACCCCCCCCCCCCCCACCCCCUUCAACAGGGUGAGGGGUCAUCUUCAGUCAA